Messenger RNA from Neurospora tetraspora, 687 nucleotides. RefSeq lists its product as uncharacterized. The coding region runs from base 1 to 687 and encodes 228 amino acids. The record is from RefSeq and is a predicted model, not a curated record. Lineage: Eukaryota; Fungi; Ascomycota; Sordariomycetes; Sordariales; Sordariaceae. The transcript has a single exon.
AUGGAUAUUGCCAUAAUCGCUGCAUUUUCAUUCAUUACCUUAUGCAUCGCCGUGUGGUUCCUGCCAGAACCCAACCUCUCCGGCAUCGCCGCCCUCAUCAUCGGUGUCGGUUGGAGCAUCACCUUCAUCUUGUGGGGGGUUAUCGCACUUCAACAAGAACAACUAGAUGAGCAACAGGGUACCAAGUUGACGGCGGGCAGGAUUGAGGAGUAUGCAGCUGAGUACCAAACUCUAGCUAGGCAGACGUUUGACCUGAACAAGGAAAUGCUUGUCUUGCAGAAGGAGAUGCUUUCCCAGAACAAGGAGAUGCUAGUUCUUCAGAAGCAGAUGUUUGACAUUCAGAAGGCAACGCAUGCCCAGAACAAGGAGAUGCUUGUCUCGCAGAAGGAGAUGCUUUCUCAGAACAAGGACAUGCUGGAAAAGAAUAAGGAGAUGCUAGGUCUUCAGAAGCAGAUGUUUGACAUUCAGAAGGCCACGUAUGCCCACAACAAGGAGAUGCUUACCCAAAACAAAGAGAUGGUUGCCCUACAGAGACGGUUGGUGCCGGCAACGGAGAUGGGUGCGACUAGAGGUACACAGGAGAGGAUUGCGACUAUACUGCAUAUACAGGCCGGGCAGAUGGACGUGGCGCUGAAGAAGAUGGGUGUGGAUGAUGCGAAGAGGCCCUGGGUGCCUCCUAGACGCUAG